AUGUCUGAGACUAUUAUCAUAGUAGGAGCCGGUGUGAUCGGUCUAACAACCGCAUUAUACAUCCAACAACACCUCAGCCCCACACAAUCAAUCCUCUUGGUAGCCAGAGACUUCCCUUCCGACACCUCCGUCAACUAUGCCUCCCCAUGGGCCGGAGCGCAUUAUCGACCAGUACCAGGAUCUUCGCCGCAAGCCCUUCGGGAGGCAAGUCAGGCGCAACGUACAUAUGAGUUCAUGAAGCGAGUCGCCGAUGAACCGGCUGCGGGAGUUAAAUUUCUCCAGGGUGUGGAGCACCUCGAGGCUCCGCCGCAGGACUAUCUAGAUGCGCAGAGCGUGCGUAAUGUGUAUGCCCAUCUGGAUGGGUUCCGACGUUUAUCCAGCAGCGAGGUUCCCGAGGGAGUCAAAUGGGGUGUGGAGUAUGGAACGUAUGUGGUUAACUCGCCGGUUUAUUGUGCGUAUAUGUUGCGCAAGUUUGUGUUGAAAGGUGGAAGUACCAAGCAAUAUGCUCUUGCGAAUAUACAAGAGGCUUUUUCUUUGGCUCCAGCAGUAAGAACUGUGGUUAAUUGCUCGGGGGUUGGCUUUGAGGAUCCGAAAUCGUUUAUUAUCAAAGGACAAACUUGUCUUGUUCGUAAUGCUGUCGAUGCCACAAUCACAAGACAGAACGAGGAUGGCUCUUGGUCAUUCUGUAUUCCCCGUCCCCUCGACGGUGGGACUGUCAUUGGUGGCACUAAGGAGCCAGGAAACUGGGAUCCUAAUCAUUCACCAGAGACACGAGCAAGGCUUCUUGCUAAUGCAAAGAAAUGGUUCCCAUUCACACCUGAAAGUGAUGGCCAGUUUGAUGUCAUUCGUGAUAUCGUUGGAAGACGACCUGCUCGCGAAGGAGGCAUGCGAAUUGAAAUUGAGAAUCUGAGCGGUGAUAGGAAGCUGGUUCAUGCGUAUGGCGCUGGAGGUCGUGGCUUUGAGCUCUCGAGAGGUGUUGCAGAGGACGUUGUAGCUCUGAUGCUGGAAGGUGGCAUUUUGGAAGAUAAGGCGAAGAUUUGA
Messenger RNA from Penicillium malachiteum, 1041 nucleotides. RefSeq names its product FAD-dependent oxidoreductase. Lineage: Eukaryota; Fungi; Ascomycota; Eurotiomycetes; Eurotiales; Aspergillaceae. The transcript is spliced from 3 exons. The record is from RefSeq and is a predicted model, not a curated record. The coding region runs from base 1 to 1041 and encodes 346 amino acids. Gene Ontology annotation, molecular function: D-amino-acid oxidase activity; FAD binding.